Molecule: messenger RNA, 4077 nt
Organism: Clonostachys solani
Lineage: Eukaryota; Fungi; Ascomycota; Sordariomycetes; Hypocreales; Bionectriaceae
Source: the annotation of a GenBank genome assembly
AUGGGACCAGGUCCUGCGGAGAAGAAGGCCGAAAAAUCGUAUCUAUCAUCAGCUGUAGAGUCUAUCAACCCCUGGGCGGCGAAGCGAACCUCAUCCCCCGCCUCGACCCUGAAAAAAGAGGAUGCCGUUGAGCCUCCGUCGAACAAGGCUUCUUCCGACCCUGGAGACCAUUCAACAACCCAUUUAUAUGGCCUGAGCCUCAGGAAUUACCCUGAUGAUUGCCCCCCGCUCAUUGUCCAAUGGUUCCAUGCGGUUGAUGUCCCGAAACAUAAGCCGCAGCUUUUAAAGAACAAAGCAAGCCCACAGGUAGACCCAAAAGCAUCGGCACAGCCCAAGAAGUUCUCGACUUUCUCCAUCCAGGAUUCUAGGGCAAUAGAAGCUAGAUAUCAGCAGUUGCUAGAGGCCAUCGAGGACGAGGAAAUUGAGCCUCCUCGCCGAGGUCGCCUGCCUUCCAAGAGAGCAAGGCACUCGAGCUCAGUGGAUCACACGGCGAAAAAGGACCCGGUAGUGCCUCGCCAUGCGCGUGAAGAUACUCAUGUUCCGGUCAACGAGGAUUUCCUCUUCGACGUGGAUAUCGAACAGAGGGAGUUGAAACCUGUAUACUGGCUUGGUCACAUAUAUGAAGUGCGUCGAGGUACAUGGUUUUUUCAAGAAGGCUCAAGUUUACGACCAUGUGAGGAAAAUCUCGCAGCCCAACUGGAGGAGGGGUAUUUGAAAAUCAAGCCGUGGAGGAAUCCAGUGCGUUCCCGCAGCCAGUCUGCGGCAAAACGCCUCUCUCCAAAAUCUUCACAAGACGUUUUGAAAUCGUCUGAGAAGGUUGCCACCUCAUCCGUUGAUGAGUCCCGUUCUCAACCCGGGCAGCAAGCACAACCCUCUUCCUCCAACCCCCAGCCAGAGUCAUACCGUCUUUUUGGUCCAUAUAUGAGCAGCAUGGUGACUUUUGAGGAUUCUACGACUGCAUGGCUUGCUUCGGAUACGAUGCUCUCCUGGGUCACAUCUUCUGUCUACGAAAGAUUUGCUGGCGGUGGAUACAUGAGUGGUGUUAAGCUAGUCCGAGGUUACUCGGAACCUAGUAAGAAGCAAGACAAGGACAAGAAUGAGAAGAAAGAGUAUACAAUCGCAGAAGGAAUACCUGGCCUAGACGAACAACAGCAGAAGCUGAUAAAACGUCGGUCUGCCCCUCCCGCAACUUCAGCAUCAGAUAUCAGCCAGCUACACUCCCAACAACGACGCCAAGCUUCAACAACUAGGGCCGAGGACAGCAGCUCUAGGCUCCAGCGACAGCUGUCAUCCCUUUUAGAGAAUGAAGGUAAAAGCGCGGCUGAAAAGGAAGACAAAUUGCAGCAGCAAGAGGAGCAAGAUAUGCAAGACUACCAUACUCAAGCAGGCGAGUCGCAAAAUCGUGAAGUUGAACACUUGAUUCUUGUUACACAUGGAAUUGGACAACAGCUCGGCCUCCGGAUGGAGAGUAUCAACUUCGUCCAUGAUGUUAAUGUCCUACGGCAAACAAUCAAGACAGUGUACGCUGAAUCAGCCGACUUGAAAGCGUUGAACUCUGAACUCGGCUCCGGUCCUGGUAAUUGUCGAGUACAAGUUCUUCCUGUAUGUUGGAGACACCUCCUUGACUUUCCAAAGGAACGCCAAAAACAAGGCGAGCAUGACCUUGGGGAUAUGGAUAACGACGAUCAAAGAUAUCCUUCCCUUGAAGAUAUUACAGUGGAGGGCAUGGCGUUUGCCCGAUCACUUAUAUCUGAUUUAGCGUUGGAUGUCUUGCUUUAUCAGAGCGCUUAUCGAUCACAUAUAACGAGCAUAGUUCUUCAAGAAUGCAAUCGCAUUUACCGGCUUUUCAGAGAGAGAAACCCAGAGUUCAGAGGGAAAGUCCAUGUCAUGGGUCACUCGUUAGGUUCUGCCAUUCUUUUUGAUAUCCUCUGUCGCCAGAGGGAAUCAAGGUCACUACACGAGAGAAAAAGCUCAUUACGUGCCUGGCCGACGCAAGCUCGUACCGAAUCACCUUCAAGCUCUAAAGAAACACAUCAAGACAUCUCAUUCGAUUUUGAUGUUGAAGAUUUUUAUUGCUUGGGGUCGCCGAUUGGAUUGUUCCAGAUGCUUGAGGGCCGGACCAUUGCUGCCCGCAAAUCGCCCGGUCUGAAGUCGGUUGGGAAGGCCUUCGGCUCACAGGUCCCUGACGCCUCAUUCUUGGCUACUGCUCCCAUGAGUGGUAGCAACACAGAGGAGAUCUCGACCGUCACAAACCUUCCCGUGUCUGUUUCUUCACCCAAAGCCGAACAGAUUUUCAAUAUUUUCCAUCCGUCAGAUCCCAUUAGCUAUCGACUUGAACCUCUUAUCUCUCCCGCGAUGGUAACAUUAAAACCACAAGGCCUACCAUAUACCAAGAAAGGAAUAUUUGGAAAUGUGGCUAACCAGAGCUUGACUGAUAUCGGGGCUAAAGUUGGGCAAAGUUUCAGCGGACUAUGGUCUUCGCUCAGCGCUGGCAUUGCCAAUAAUAUGCUAAAUCGUAGUCUCGGCCUCAGCAAUGAGGAAGUGGCAAAACUGACAAAUCAAGCACAUCAUGCUCAGCAACCGCAGCAGGGCAGUGAAGAGAACCCAAUUGUGGUGGCUGAUGACGCUGUGAGAAAUGGUAAAGACGAGCGAAAGAUGCAGCUUGCCCAAACUACGGCUUCUGGAGGCCGAGCCAGCGCCAGCGGUAAUGACCCAACGCUUAUCGACGAUGAGCUAGAGACCCUUUACUCUCAAUUCCAAAGGAGACACAGUGAUAUGUCAACAGCAGAGAAGUUGGAUAAAGCCCAAGAUGAUCAGCGCAAGGCACGAAAAUUACGAGCAGAAGAAAGCAAAAUGAGAGCCCUCAAUCGGAACGGAAGGGUUGACUACAGUAUUCAAGAGAGUGUUUUGGAUUUUAAUCCUAUUAACACGAUAGCCUCUCAUCUAUCAUACUGGGCAGAUGUUGACCGGCCCUCCCAGAUCAUGCAAAUGUUCCGCGAUGAGGGAAUACCCGUUGAAGAUGCCCCCGAAGAUGAGGGCCCGGGAGCGCCGCGCCAGAGCUAUAACUUCGCUCCAGGCUAUCAUGGAAUUGUGUACAGGGCUGAAACAGGCGACCGAGGUGCCGGUCCCAGGCAUGACGCGCCUGAAUCAAACGAGACUGCCGGCGAUGCUCUAGCUUCAGAAUCCGCCCUGCCUAUCAAAUACAAACUUCAGUCUAUGAAAUGGGGCCUGGUUCCCUUUUGGACCAAGAGAGCUCCGGACUACAGCACCAUUGUACGAACAAUGAACUGCAGGGACGACUCUCUUAGCACCCCAGGCGGGAUGUGGGCCACAAUGAAGGAACGAAAACGGUGUAUAGUCCUUGCUCAGGGCUUCUUCGAGUGGCUCAAGAUAGGGAAUAAAGACAAGCUACCUCAUUACAUUACUCGUGAUGAUGGCCAGCUCAUGUGCUUCGCGGGUCUGUGGGAUUGCUCGCAGUACGAAGAAUCAGACGAGAAGACAUAUACCUACACUAUCAUUACGACAGAUUCUAACAAACAGAUGAAGUUUAUUCAUGAUCGAAUGCCAGUGAUUCUCGAGCCAGGCUCGGAAGACAUGCGUACCUGGUUAGAUCCUCACCUCUGGAAAUGGUCUGGGUCUCUCCAAUCUCUUCUGAAGCCAUUCGAUGGCAAACUGAAAAUAUACCCUGUGAGCAAAGAUGUCGGGAAGAUCAGCAAUGACUCUCCAAGCUUCAUCAUACCCUUGGACAGUAAAGAAAACAAGUCAAAUAUUGCCAACUUCUUUGCCAGUAGUUCCAAAUCACCAACUGCCGCUAAGACGUCCCGGCCUGUGACUUUGGGGCAGAGUGGCCAACGCAGAGAUGCCGGUGAGGACAAUUUUGAGAAGGCUGCCUCUGCAAAACGCAAGCUCCCAAACAACGCCACAACAAAAGUUCAUGGUUCCAAAAAGUUAAAACCCUCUACCCACUCAAACCUGCUCCGAGAAAAGAAGGCUGUCGCAGAGAAAGGCAAGACAAGCAUGAGGGAAACGCGCUCAUCAAAAGCAUCAAAAAUCACACAUUUUUUUAAACAGAAAUAA